Messenger RNA from Dicrocoelium dendriticum, 567 nucleotides. Lineage: Eukaryota; Metazoa; Platyhelminthes; Trematoda; Plagiorchiida; Dicrocoeliidae. The record is from the annotation of a GenBank genome assembly.
AUGCGGAUACUGGCCUGGCUGCACUUCCCUAUAAAUCUCUUCUGCUUGGGAUACUACGUACUCAGGUGUUGCGCCGCCACGGAUCCAGCCAGAUUCGUCCUCACUUACGGCUCCAUCAUCGACCUUAUAGCCAUACCUCCAACGCUCUUCGCUCCGUUUAUGGCGAAGCGGCACUUGGAUUUGAAUUUUCUUCGAGCCACCUGUCUCUUUAACUAUGUCGAAGUACUGACGUUCCUUGGAAUCAUCAAAUCCAACCGGAGUAUUCAGUCAGCACGAAUCUGUUUUGCUUUGUUCACCAUGUGGAUGGUGGGCAGCGGCUUGAUGCAUGGCGUUGAGCUUCACAGUGCCGAAAGAGAUUAUCCGUUUGUUCAGCACCGCAUCAGGUUCUCUUGCACUACAAACACUGAGCAGGUUUUAGUCCCGUUUCUCACCCUAAAUGAACAAAAAGUUGGGUUCGAAGCUGAGAUGGAAGACCUAUUGCGAUUCAGGAGGCGAUUGUUUCGGUUAAGCGAAAAUAACAUAACGGUGUUGUACAUAUUGGCGUCAUUUCACAGUGGUGGUGAAUGA